AAUUAGUUUGGAAUCAGACGUAGCCUAUGGAAACGUAAUUUACACUUUUACUUUUAUUUUCAAAGAAAUUGGGAAAUUUUUAAACUUUUUAUUGCACAAACAAUAUAAAUACACAAACUCAUAUUUACAGCCUAUGGCAUCGCACUAAUAAUGUAAACUCAUAUAACAGAGUCCUCUAUUAUGCCAUGAUCUCCGUGAGCUAACAAAACAAUCAAGCAUGGUCAUAUAUGAAGAAUCACUCUGAUUGACAGCUAUGCUUGCGUGUGCAUCACGUGCGCAAUGACCGUAUGACCGCCAGACCCCAGUACUCUUAUUUCGGUAAUUAGCAUCUCUGUGGCCAUAAUGAUCUAUUCUUUGCUUCGUUUCUUUGAUGCCUUGCUUGUCUGUUUGCUCUUUGGUUUAUGAGUCGAAAAAGCUUGCCGUCAGAAAGGCGCCCCCAACAUGCUGCUUUUCCAGCAGGUCUGUCUUUCCCUCGGGACGCAGUGACAUGAGAGCAGGACCUCGGUUCUGAUUAAGAAGGGGGAUGAACAGCUCUCCGCCUGGAUUACGGUUGCGAAAGGUCAUUUGGAGGUUCGGAAUUGCCAUCUGCCUCUGCCUGAGGCCUAGAAGACUGGCAAUGAUGGUGACAAGCUACCAUAGAAUGAUGCAGAGUUGUGAAGCCAUAUUAUGUCAUUAAACUACAUCAAAAACUUUUAUGAAGGAUGUCUCAGGCCUCCGACAGUGAUAGGCCAGUUCCACACGCUGUUUUUUGGCUCUGUGCGUACAUUUUUCCUUGGGGUCCUUGGAUUCGCUGUUUAUGGCAAUGAGGCCCUCCACUUCAGCUGUGAUCCGGACAAAAGGGAAAUAAACCUUUACUGUUACAACCAGUUCAGACCUAUAACACCUCAGGUAUUCUGGGCGUUGCAGCUAGUCACUGUCUUGGUACCUGGAGCUGUGUUUCAUCUUUAUGCUGCCUGUAAAGAUAUAGACCAGGAGGAGAUCCUUCAGCGGCCAGUGUCCACAGUCUUCUACAUUAUCUCUGUCCUGUUGAGAAUAAUUCUGGAAGUCUUAGCAUUUUGGCUUCAGAGCCACCUUUUUGGGUUCCUGGUUGAUCCUAUUUAUAUGUGCGAUGCCAGUGCCCUUGCAAAGAUCUUCAACAUCUCGAAGUGUAUGGUCCCUGAACACUUUGAGAAGACUAUCUUCCUCAGUGCGAUGUACACCUUCACCAUCAUCACCAUACUCCUCUGUAUCGCUGAGAUUUUUGAGAUUCUGUUCCGAAGACUUGGUUAUUUAAACCAGCCAGUGACUUGAGAAUUUAGGAAGUGUUUUUUAAGAGUGAUGCUUCAGCAGUGUUUGUUUUAUGUCUUCUAUGGGUCUCUGAAUGACAGAUAGGACAUAAACCCACAUACCUCUGCAUUUUCUGGUGGUAGACACAGAAAUACAUGCUUUUUUAAAACAAGACAGCUUAUCAUUCCUUUUCUGGAAUAAUCAAAACAAAACAAGCCUAAUUAAUGGCAAGGGACUCAUUAAUCUUUUUAGCUUUUCAGAUUUUUUAAGCCUAAAAAACACCUCUCUAGCAGGAGACACUUUUUUUUUAAACUUGUGUAAUCUAAACCAAACCCACAUAAAUAUUUUGUAGGUAAUUAUUAUCUUUGCUAUAAUAUUUUCAGAUUUCGAUAUUGAAGUACUACACAAAUUGCAAGUACUAUUUUGACAAAUAUUGUUUGAUUUAAAUUUCAUUCUUCUUAAGGAAGAAUAAGUACAUGCAACAGUGCAUCAGUUUCUAAAAACAUUAUUGAAUGGUCCACGGUACCUAGUUACAAUCAUGCACAUAGAUAGUAUAUUCAUGAUGCUGUUGAUUUCCAUAUAGUUUUGUGUCCAUUAUCUUGUGUGUUUGUAGUAUCUGUAUCUGUACAUUUUUAUCAGGCAUCCAUCCAACUUUUGUUAUUAUUCUCAGCCAAGUGUUUCAUCUCAGGUACAAAAUGGCAUACUGUGAUCUCUUAUUUUGUGUCAGCAGGUAACUAUUUAUUAUGAGAAUACUAUUUAUGCAUAAAUGAAACAUCUGAGGAGAUCUGACAGCAGGUCUGGCCUGCACAUCUUCCCACAGUUGCCUUCCAACUGUUUCAACACCACAGCUGUUUGAGUAAUAGCUUUUGUACUAUGUGUAGAGAGUUGAUCAUUUAUAUUGGUUUUUGAUCAAUGUCUGUGGGAUUUAUGAUAUGAUUAUGCAUGAAAAUCAUCAUAUAGAUAUAAUAAUUGGUGCAAAUUUUAUGACCGCCAUAAUGUAUUAUCAGUCUAGGUCAGAAUAAACAGAACUGCUUGUGAAUCCUUGGCACUCUGUCAGAUACAAUGCUUUCCUAAUGU
Onychostoma macrolepis is the source of this 2343-nucleotide messenger RNA. It is a transcript of the gene gje1a, whose product is annotated as gap junction protein epsilon 1a. The record is from RefSeq and is a predicted model, not a curated record. Gene Ontology annotation, biological process: cell communication. The transcript is spliced from 4 exons. Lineage: Eukaryota; Metazoa; Chordata; Actinopteri; Cypriniformes; Cyprinidae. The coding region runs from base 667 to 1290 and encodes 207 amino acids. Gene Ontology annotation, cellular component: connexin complex.